Molecule: messenger RNA, 1708 nt
Organism: Macadamia integrifolia
Lineage: Eukaryota; Viridiplantae; Streptophyta; Magnoliopsida; Proteales; Proteaceae
Product: SOSS complex subunit B homolog
Exons: 3
Coding region: 1171-1620 (149 amino acids)
Biological process (GO): response to ionizing radiation; mitotic cell cycle checkpoint signaling; double-strand break repair via homologous recombination
Cellular component (GO): SOSS complex
Molecular function (GO): DNA binding
Source: RefSeq, a predicted model, not a curated record
CUGGUUUAAAAAAAAGGGAGAGGAUCCUGGCGAAAGGCAAGUGGUUCUAAUGGCUUCAACAUGCGGUAACUGCCCAAGGAGACGAAUCUCGAAACUUCCGACAAAGGUUUAAGCCUAUAAAAGAGAGUGAGGUUCUCAGUAAGAAAGGGGGGAUUCUUUUCGUUGGGAGGAGCAAGGAAAGAAAGAAACAGAAAGGGGAUUUUCUGGUUUCAGAGAAAAGGAAGAAAACAAGAAGGAGGUUGCCGGUGAGAACAAAGUUUAGGGGGAGGGAUCUCUCGCCAGGUGAGGAGAAAAUAAAGCAAGAAAAAAGAAGAAACGCAAGGGGGGAGGAGACCUGAUUUUUGCUGGCUGGGAAGAGAAACCUAGAGAGGAUUUCGGAGCAAGAAAAUAGGAAGAAAAGAGAGAGGAAGGAGGGGCAUUCCCCGGUCUCAACUAGAAGAAAGAAAACGCAAGAGAGGGAGAGAAGGUUUUCAGAAGGGGAAAUCGCAGGGAGAAAAGGAAAGAGAAAGAAAAAGAAAAAGAAGAAAAAAAACGCUGGAGAAGGGUUGCGGGUUUGGAGCAAGAAGAAGGAAAGGAAAAAGAAAAAAGAAGGAUCAAGGGUUUCAGCAGGAAGGAAAUGAAGAAGAAGAGAACGAUUUUGGGAAAAGAAAGGUCUACUGGUUGCUGGUUCUGAUUUUUUAUUUUUUAGCUUUUCUUUCUUCCCUUAUUAUGAGUUGCAGAGAAGUGAGAGAGUGAGAUGAGGAAUGGCAGAGAGAUUUUGGGAAAGAAAGGGAAGUGAGGUCUGAGCGAGUUUCAUUUCUUGGGUGGGAGUUACAAGGCUGAAAUUCCACAGUUACAGGCGCAAGAGAGGUUGUCCAAGCUGGGAUUGAGUGAUUUCUGCUUGGGAGCAGAUCGAAAACCAUACAAGGAUUGAUUGACCUCUUUCUUUUAAUUCAUCUGGAUUUCACUGUCGCAGAGGUUCUUGGCUGCUGCUGGUCCUCCGGCAAAAUAGGACCUCUCAAAUGACUGCUUGCUUGGGCUUGAAAGAUAAGCUCUUGUGGCCUGGAUCUGGAGCUGGGCCUGGGCUUUGAUAAAGGGCUAUAGCUUGAGCCAAUCGAUGGCUGCGGCAUUGUAGAGAAUUGAAUAAGAAAGAGAGAGCUUAAUCAGUGACUCCAACAAACACCAACAACAAUGACAUCGUCUCCGUCCUCGAUUGCUCUGAAAGACAUGGUCCCUGCAGCAGAGAAUAACAUAAACACAAGAUUUAUAUUGCUGGAGAAACGCAACCCAUCAACAAGAAGCAUGGAAACUCAAGGAAAGCAAAACAGACCAUGCUUGGCGCUAGUGGCUGACGAGACAGCAGCGGUUCACUUCCAGCUAUGGGGAGAAGAGUGCGACGCCUUUGAAGCAGGAGACAUCAUCCGCUUGAGCAACGGCAUCUUCUCAUACGAUCGGAGUAAGCAAGUGGUGCUGAGAGCUGGGAAGAGGGGAAAGGCGGAGAAGGUUGGAGAGUUCACUUUGGCAUUCGUGGAGACCCCCAACAUGAGUGAGAUACGUUGGUGUCCCGAUCCCAAUAAUCCUAAGCGUUUAGUGCAGGAGACUGUGAUCUCUCCCUACUCACGUAUUUUCCCGCCACACUAAUCACCCAGUCCAAUUUGUUGCAUCUUGCAUUUUGUACCUGGUUAUAUCUUUGAUGAUUUCUAAGGUUUUUCUGUUAUAAUUUUGUGUA